Messenger RNA from Theileria parva strain Muguga, 1632 nucleotides. RefSeq names its product putative integral membrane protein. Bases 1 to 1632 code for a protein of 543 amino acids. NCBI's taxonomy places the organism in Eukaryota, Apicomplexa, Aconoidasida, Piroplasmida, Theileriidae. The record is from RefSeq and is a predicted model, not a curated record. The transcript is spliced from 3 exons.
AUGAGUUUUAAAUGUAUUACUUUUCUACUACUUUUUAUUCCUCACACAUUCGUAACCAAUCGCAGAAUCUUCCGAGAUUUCAAGUUGAAGCAGAAGGAGUAUUCGAUAAUAGCUCCGAGUAGAUCAGUUCAGGGUCAGGACUUUAAUGUGAUAUGUCAAUCGGCAAAAUGUGGUUACAAAUCUAACACUAUAUACAAUGUUGUGAAUCCUGAGUGUGGUAAUUAUUACACUUGUCAAGAAUGUCCUCCUUCCUUCGGUACUGAUAUUUGUUACCUCGGAAUUACUAAUUCCGACUGGAUUAAUGUUACUGAGGGUCACAUGACACUUUCUAAACACGACCGAGUCUUCGAUCAUCAACCCAAACCCACCAAACCAAACACUAAAAAUACCUACGACUACGAUGAAGAUGAAGAUUCAUUCCUACAAAUUGACACAAAUUGGGAGGCGUAUGGUAUGAGUUUGGUGGAUAAGAUAAUAACAUCGCAGACGUUUAAGUAUGUUGACCACCACGACGACAAAUGGCUAAUGGAGAAUAAACGACAGUGUCAAAUCGACCCCGAAGGCAAUUUAGAACUCUCCAUACGACUCAUGUUCCAAUACUACAAAAGCCCACUCAUCACAGACAACAACGAACAACAAGAAGAAUUGUCCACACUACAACUACGUUCACAUACCUACACUGACAACUCUGGUGACUCAGUUGACAGUAACCCCGUUAACUCCAAUAAAUCUGUUAACUCUGAUAACUCAGUCAACCAAGGUGAUAAUGUUGUGUUGUUGGAGAAGGGUGAGGAUUAUUAUGAUGAGGACGAGGUUGAGAAUAAUGACAACUUCUUUUCUCACAUGGCGAAGAAGGGUUUAAAAUACUCAGUCAACACUGGGAAAGCGUUUAAGGACAAGUUAUCAGGUGCUUUCCGGUUCCUGUACCAGAAGGCGCAGGUAAUCAUGGCGAAGCCUGAGGUCCACAUCCACUUCGUCGUGGAUGACAUUAGACUAAAGAGCUGCAGACAGCCGCUCUCGUGGAACGGUGACAUGACUUCAGGCGCCAUGAUCUUCGUCGGGAACCAGAACUUUAAAAUCAGCCACACAGUACUAAACGCAGAUUUCCUCAAAAAAGGCAUCAGAGUCAACACCAGCGUCAAGGGAGUCUACGAACUAUCCUUCAACUCGUGCAUUCAAAUACAUUGCACUAAACGACAACGCCAAUUCGGCCAUUAUCCUACACACGGGUUCAAUCUAUCACAUAAUCUCUCACAUCUUCUCAAUAUCAAUCCAAUCAAUUCAGUUGGUAGUGUUAACGGUGUUAAUCCGGUUAACAGUGUCAGUACAGUUAGUCCUGUAAAUCCCGUAAAUCCUGUGAAUCCUGUGGUUCCGAUGGGUAUGAAUGUAUCAAAGCCUGUGAUACAGCCGCCGUCACAACCAGUAACUAAUAUACCAUCAUUCAAUACUAACCAGGUAACUAGUGCUGCUGUAAACACUAGUAACCCUAGUAACCCAGUAAACACAGUGAAUCAGGUGGUCAAUGAGGGUGAUGAGAAGAGGAAGAAGUUAUGGUUGUAUGGGUCAAUUGGAGUAGUAAUAUUACUAGCAGCAGUUUCAGUCCCAAUCAUACUCAAAUUGAUAUCUCACUAA